AUGGCUGAUGCCGGUGCCGGCCUCUUUGCCGACUGCGAAAUCGCGUUUGUGCCGAGCAAUUCCCUGGCGCCGAAACUCAUCAGCGAGCUCUCCACCAUUCUCGAGGAUAAUGGCGCCGUCAUUCACGAACCACGACGCGACGGCACGCUCGCCGUCGAAAAGGUCACUCACAUCAUCUCCAACACCAUCGACUUCCCGCAAUACGUCGAGUCGCAGGCUGUUAUGAUUCCCGUCAUCACCGUCCAGUGGAUCACCUCGUCCGUCUCGCGCCGCAAGCUGGCUCAGGUCCGACCCUUCUCGCCGGACCCACGGAUGAUCUUCUCCGAGGUUGUCGUCACCUGCGCCGGCCUGCCCGUCAUGGACCGGGAGAGCAUCGUCGGCGCCACCAUGGCUCUGGGUGGACAGGAGUCGAAGGAGGUGAGCCGGCUGACGACGCACAUUUGCGCUCUCACCAUGGACGACCCCAAAGUUAAGCAGGCCGCGGCAGGCCGCGUCAAAUGCAAGAUUGUCCUGCCUCACUGGUUUGAUGCUUGUUUCAAGCUUGGAAAGCGUAUUGAAGAGGCACCCUAUCUUCUCCCCGACCCGGAGAUUCUCCACAGGACACCCGAAGACAAACUGGAGAUACCUGUUAACAACAACCUGGAGGGAGCGACGUCGACCAAUCCUCAAUGGCUGCCGGAUGUCGGCAGUCGCUCACCCUGCACCGUCUUCCAGUCACGCAAAGUACUUCUGUGCAAGGAUCUCGGCAUCACCCACCGCCUCACCAAGGUCCUUAAGGACAUUAUCCACGACGGCGGCGGUAGGUUGGUCGACGACGUGGAUGAGUGCGACACGCUCAUCUGCCAGUUUCGACAAGGUCACGAAUACGUCCAGGCGGCCCAGUCGUGCAAGGACAUCGGCAGCCUGUCGUGGCUCUACUACCUCAUCGUCCACAACCAGUGGCGCAGUCCGCUUCACCGACUGCUUCAUUACCCUGUCCCGCAGGACGGAAUCGAGGGCUUCGACAAGAUGCGCAUUACCGUCUCCAACUACGGCGGUGAGGCGCGAAUUUAUCUCGAAAAUCUCAUCAAGGCCUGCGGCGCUCAGUUUACCAAAACGAUGAAGCCCGACAACACGCAUCUCAUCACGGCGCGCAACACGAGCGAGAAAUGCAAGGCUGCGCCCGAAUGGGGAGUCCACGUUGUCAACCAUCUCUGGAUCGAGGAGAGUUACGCCAAGUGCGAGGUCAAACCGAUCAAUGUUCCCAAGUUCAAUCACUUUCCCCCUCGGACCAACCUGGGCGAGAUUAUUGGUCAGACCUUUUUGGACGAGUCCAAGCUGAGAGCCAUCUACUACCCCGGCGGCGAGGAGACAAUGUCGCCGAGGGCGAAGAGAAAGCGCCAGGUUCUCCAGGCGGCCAAGGAGAACGGCUACCAGAAAGGACCGGCUGAGGGUGUCGUCAUCGGCAAGGAGGAUGACCGAGACUUCGACGUCAUGCGCGACCACGAAGCGAACGAGGGCAUGACGCGCGGCAAGGUGAGCGCCUCAGUCGAAACACCGGUGCGUGCACGUCGUGUGCAGCCGGGCAAGGAGAACGACACACCGGCGACGGGGUCGACGGGAGGCCGCAGCGCCAAGGCCAAGGCGCGGGACCUGCUCCAGUGCAUCGCGCCCGACAUUGCGCUGUACGAGAAGGAGAAGAAGCGACAGAGCAAGUCUGGAGCUCCCUGGGGCGGCAAGCGAGCCGCCGAUAUGGUGGAGAAGGAGAAGCAGGAGAAGGAGGAGGCCCUGGCCGAAGUUGACGAGGGGGUCAAGAGACCGACGAAGAAGGCACGGCCCUCGCUGCCGGAAGUCGAGACGCGCAUCGUCGUGACUGGCUUCAAGAGGUGGAUCGGUGACAAGAACAAAGAGGACCACGACCGGAGGAAGUUGCGGGAUCUCGGAGUUCAAGUUGUCCAAGAAGGGCAGCCGUGUGACUUUGUGGUGGCGCCCAACGUCAUGCGCACCGUCAAGUUUCUCUGCGCCUUGGCACGGGGGGCCAGGGUGCUGUCAACGAGCUUCAUCGAAGAGACCCUCCAACGAAACGAAGUCCCGUCUCCCGAUGACUUUCUUCUCGGCGACGAGGCGGCGGAGAAGAAGUACGAGAUGAAUCUCGAGACAUCGUCGUCCAGGGCCAAAUCGAACAGGGGACGGCUCCUGCAGGGGAUUCCCAUCUACUGCACCGAAAAAAUCCGCCACGGCGCCGGCAGCUACCAAACCAUUGCCGAGGCCAACGGCGCCAUCUUCAAGCUGUACAAGGCUCGCAGCGGCACGACGAUUAAGCCAACGACGGCGGAAGAGGACGGCGGCGCCCCGCCGGAGCCGGUGUACCUGCUCAGCAACAAGUCACCGGAAGAGAAGCAGCUGUGGCCGCGGUUCGAAGAGAUGGCGCGUAACGGCCACAUGGAGCCGAGGAUCGUGGCGCCGGACUGGCUACUCGACGUGGCCAUGGCGCAGUGUGUGCGCUUCAACAAGAAGUUCUUGGUUGAGAACUUCAACGGCCAAUGA
This is a messenger RNA of Drechmeria coniospora, 2526 nucleotides long. Its product is annotated as BRCT domain-containing protein. NCBI's taxonomy places the organism in Eukaryota, Fungi, Ascomycota, Sordariomycetes, Hypocreales, Ophiocordycipitaceae. Gene Ontology annotation, cellular component: nucleus; Cul8-RING ubiquitin ligase complex. The transcript is spliced from 4 exons. Gene Ontology annotation, biological process: DNA double-strand break attachment to nuclear envelope; double-strand break repair. The record is from RefSeq and is a predicted model, not a curated record. Bases 1 to 2526 code for a protein of 841 amino acids.